Messenger RNA from Cantharellus anzutake, 1164 nucleotides. RefSeq names its product mitochondrial FAD carrier protein. Gene Ontology annotation, biological process: nucleotide transport; folate import into mitochondrion. The transcript is spliced from 5 exons. The record is from RefSeq and is a predicted model, not a curated record. NCBI's taxonomy places the organism in Eukaryota, Fungi, Basidiomycota, Agaricomycetes, Cantharellales, Hydnaceae. Gene Ontology annotation, cellular component: mitochondrion. The coding region runs from base 122 to 1153 and encodes 343 amino acids. Gene Ontology annotation, molecular function: FAD transmembrane transporter activity; folic acid transmembrane transporter activity.
AGCACUGCCACCGAAAGGUUUGCUCAAUCUUCCUACUCGAUCCAUACACCUUUGGUACGACCCCAGUACGACCCCAGUUAGGCACAUUAUCGCCCUUCAUUGGGGUAGAGUGUCCAGUGGCAUGUCGACGGGUCCUAGUUUUUUCCCAACACCAGCCCUCGACCAUUCGUUCGCCGGGAUAACGGCUGGGACCGUCGCAGUUUGCUGCGUGCAUCCGCUUGAUCUCCUCAAGAUCAAAUUCCAGGUAUCAACGUCGCCACCACCCGGGAAUUCUAAUCCUUUGAAACAAAUAUACAACUCCCUUACGGGCAUCAAGCGCGACUCUGGGUGGAAGGGUUUAUAUCGAGGUAUUGGUUCCAAUGUCGCAGGGAAUGCAGCAGGCUGGGGCUUGUAUUUCUGGCUCUACACUAUAAUAAAGGGUCGAUUAGCAACGGACGGCUCAGAGAAGCUCACUUCGGGAGAUUAUUUGUUAGCAUCUGCAGAAGCCAGCGCCAUAACAGCGGUGCUUACUAACCCUCUAUGGGUGGUGAAAGUUCGAAUGUUCACUACACGUGCUGAUGCUCCAGAUGCAUAUAGAAGCGUGGCACAUGGCUUAACAUCAAUCGUUCGCACCGAAGGUGUGCGGGGUCUCUAUAGAGGGACUUCCUUAGGGCUCUUCGGCGUCAGCUCGGGGGCUCUACAAUUCAUGGCGUACGAACAGAUGAAGAAUUUUGCUUUCUACAGAAAACGGCGGAGAAUUGAAAAGCAAGGCGGAAUGUGGAGGGAAGGUGAAGAGAAGCUGGUACGUUUGUCCGAGUUUCACAUCUAUCAGCGCAUCGAUGCCGGUCAUUUCUUCGACCCAUUUACAUUUGUACAGUCAAACGCCACAUAUACAUUCGUGUCGGCUGCUGCUAAGCUCCUUGCGCUUGCUUCUACAUACCCAUACCAAGUCAUCCGCUCUCGCUUGCAAAACAACGCUACAAACCACCUCUAUCCAAAUCUCCGUACCUGCACUCGCAAAACAUGGCAGGACGAAGGCUAUCGGGGAUUUUAUAGGGGACUAGGGACGAAUCUUAUUAGAGUGUUGCCUGGAACGUGCGUCACCUUUGUCGUGUACGAGAAUGUCGCAUGGUUACUGAGGACAACUGCCAUUCGGAGACAACGGGAGAAGUGACAUCAGACGAG